AAAGUGAAGAUGAGGAGGAGGAUGUGGAGAGUGAGGCCCACCACACCCUCGUCCUCAGUGAUGGUGACUCCGUCCAAGUAACCAAUAUGGGUCCUGACAAGGCACACUUUGUCCUCAUUGCCGGCCAGCCCAUAGGAGAGCCUGUAGCCCAGUAUGGUCCCUUUGUCAUGAAUACGCAAGAGGAGAUCAAUGACGCUAUAACAGACUAUAACCUCCAACAGAAUGGCUUUGAGAAUGCCCACGAGUGGAGAUCAGCUGCGCAGAAAUAGGUCAAUUCUUAAUUCAGGAAUGGUUACAUGCACACUAUUUUUAAUGAAACAGAAUGUGUAAUUAUAUUAUUUUAUAUGUGUUAAAUCUAAUUUUUCGUGUAAAAUGUUUAUAACAAAAUAUUAAUGUGUGUAAGUUAUCACCUUUCAACUGUUGUUUGUAUGUAGAAAUAAUAAAAAUGAAUAAAUUGAAUCUCUCCC
Messenger RNA from Penaeus vannamei (Pacific white shrimp), 467 nucleotides. Lineage: Eukaryota; Metazoa; Arthropoda; Malacostraca; Decapoda; Penaeidae. The record is from RefSeq and is a predicted model, not a curated record.